AGCGGCAGUACUGUUCUCUGAUCGACAUUGCGUAUAUGUAUUUACAAGAGAAGAAUCUCCGUCUCCUGGAUACAGAUGGAAGCGUCGUUGUUUUGGAUCCUUCAACGUGAUUUGGAAUGCCGCCAUUUCAGCGCCUUCACCAGAAACAUGUCCUGCAGACUGUGUGUGCGCUGGAGGCUGUCAUCCUGCGCACCUUCGGCCCUGAGGGAGGACAGGUGCUUUUCAUCCGAGACAAUGGACAUUCAAUGUUGAUCCGCAGCGGGACACGCAUUCUUACAGCGCUACGACUUGACCACCCGCUCGCCAGGAUGAUGGUUGAGUGCGUCUGGAAGCACAGCGGGAAAACAGGGGAUGGAUCCAAAUCAUUUAUCCUUCUUGUGGCAUCGUUAUUACGCACCAUUUACACCGCAGCCUCCAAGGAUCCAAAUGGAUCGCACGUGUAUAACUCAAGGGCAGCAGCCGAAUCGGCCGCUGCCAGGCGCCUGGCCGACCAAAUGCUGGCUUUUGCGUUGGAGAAGCUGGAUGAUCUGAUCGCUCUCUCGGUGACUUCUUACGGACUCAACCUGUCAGCGGAGGUUUUAACUGCAAGCGCCCAAUCCUCAUCCAACUCAGAUGGGGCUCAGGUCGAAACGUUGUUAGCGUCUUUCUUUCGUACUCGUUUGGGUUGCGCCCACUGUGACUUCAUGGGCGAGCUCGUUUGCAAAAUGCUCCGUCACUGGAGCCGUAAAAAUGACGAAUGUUCUCCAUCAGACAAGAUGGGGAGUUUUCAGAGGAGCUCGGUCGUAAACUCAAAUGGCUCUAAAUCCAAUACAUCUUCCUCGUCACUCCAGUUUCUAAAUGACAAUUUCCAUGCGCUGCACACGCCGCUGUCUGGCUUUCCUGUAACUUGUUCACGUUUGAUUGAGGGGCAAAUCAUCCACAGGGACUUUGCCACACACUACCACGGCAAUCACCAGCAUCCGGUCAAGGCGGUGGUUUUUACCAUGUCCCUGCAACCCAAAUGGCUAAACGCGGGUGACAUGCUGGAGAUUGGGAGGGGACCAUACGGCAAGAGCAUCAUGCACUUUAGCGCCUGGGCGGAAAGCUCACUGGAGCAUAUUUUCGCCACCCUGAAGACUCUUGGAGUCUCCCUGCUGCUGUCUGCCGUCAAACAGUCUGAAGCCGUCCUGACUUUGGCGACGCAGGCGGAGAUAUGCGUCGUGGAGUGCGUCAACGAAGACGAACUGGCGCUCUUCCUCCACUUGAGUGGGGUCACGGCCAUCUCGGACUAUCGGGGGAUUCGUUCAGGACAUAUUGCUUCUUUGACAUUUUGUCGCCCGAUGCUUCUGGGAGCGCAUCGAUACGUUCACGUGGGUUUUCCCGAUUCCAUAGGAACGCAGCCAUGCAGUGUCAUCAUCUGCGGCUUGGGUGAAGGGCAAACGGAUCAAUAUGCAGGUGCCGUUCAGGAUGCCAUCCGUAUGCUGCGUACAACAUGGGAGCCCCUGGGUGCAAGUGUUAAAGAUCCCUCCUCCAUUUCAACCGGUUGCGUCAUAUCCGCUGGCGGAACUUUUGAGCUUCUGUUACACCACGCCCUCCUACAACAUGGCCGCUCUCAGGCCGUUUCAAAAGACGUGGCUGUUGUUUGCCAGCUUUUGGCGGACGCGUUACUCCACCUUCCCCGACGUAUUCACUCCCACAAGCCAAGGGAUUUCUUACAGAUUCAAUCAAGAGUCUGGAACAUUUGUCGGAACCCUUUCCAGUCAGACGGAUUGUUGUUCGAGCCAGAGAUUAGCCAAGCAAAUCGCGGUGAGAAAAGUUCUCAAGUGGACAAUAAAUCAGGUACUUAUCGUUUAUCAGGACUUGAGUCUGUUUCCUGUAAAUCCCAUCUCAUAUUGGCUGUGCUGCAGUGUGUCAAAAGCCUCCUUCGAGUGGACACUGUGCUGCACAUCCCCACCAAAUUGCACCAAAAAUCACCAAAAUCCAACAAUUCCUCCGAGGAUGAAGACUGAGGGUUUUGGACCUUAUUAUUUGGGACU
This is a messenger RNA of Hippocampus zosterae (dwarf seahorse), 2015 nucleotides long. RefSeq names its product Bardet-Biedl syndrome 10 (gene bbs10). The record is from RefSeq and is a predicted model, not a curated record. The transcript is spliced from 4 exons. Gene Ontology annotation, molecular function: ATP binding. Bases 117 to 1988 code for a protein of 623 amino acids. Gene Ontology annotation, biological process: chaperone-mediated protein complex assembly. NCBI's taxonomy places the organism in Eukaryota, Metazoa, Chordata, Actinopteri, Syngnathiformes, Syngnathidae.